Molecule: messenger RNA, 591 nt
Organism: Kickxella alabastrina
Lineage: Eukaryota; Fungi; Kickxellomycota; Kickxellomycetes; Kickxellales; Kickxellaceae
Product: small GTPase superfamily
Exons: 3
Coding region: 1-591 (196 amino acids)
Biological process (GO): signal transduction
Cellular component (GO): plasma membrane
Molecular function (GO): GTP binding; GTPase activity; GDP binding
Source: RefSeq, a predicted model, not a curated record
AUGAUUCUGUACAAACUCGUCGUUCUUGGUGAUGGUGGUGUCGGAAAGACCGCCCUCACUAUCCAGCUGUGCUUGAACCACUUCGUGGAGACCUACGACCCGACAAUUGAAGACUCCUACCGCAAGCAGGUUGUCAUCGACGACCAGCCCUGUGUUUUGGAGGUGCUCGACACAGCCGGCCAGGAAGAGUACACGGCGCUGCGUGACCAGUGGAUUCGAGAUGGCGAGGGCUUCCUGCUUGUGUACUCGAUCACAUCGCGGUCCACAUUCGAGCGUGUCGAGCGAUUCAGAGACCAGAUCAUCCGCGUGAAGGACCAGGACAACGUGCCCAUGAUGCUUGUCGGCAACAAGUGCGAUAAGGCUCAGGAGCGCGAGGUCUCUUUCCAGGAGGGCCAGGCGAUGGCACGUCGUCUUGGAUGCGACUUUGUCGAGUCUUCGGCCAAGACAUGCAUUAACGUUGAGAAGGCCUUCUACACGACCGUGCGGAUGAUCCGGCAAUUGCGCGAGAAGCGGUCAGGCGGGCGCAACCAGGCCGCGGGCAACAGCAGCAUAGCGCGAGAGAAGAGAAGAAAUAGAUGCUUGGUUCUCUAA